AUGGACAAGUUUCUGUCCACACCCGACGGCCUCAGACACACGCGGCCGUCGGGCAAAAUGGCGCCUGACUCACCAGGCACAAGCAGCACGGCCGGAUCCAUAGCAGGCUCCACGCAAGCAGACACCCUAACCCAGAUAUCUGCUGAGCUAGCAGCCAUAGCCUCCAACAUGCUGACAAAGGCAGACAAGGUGACCCUGGUACAGGAAAUGCGCUCCUCUAUCAGGGAAGAGAUUCAAGAG
Molecule: messenger RNA, 240 nt
Organism: Pelobates cultripes (western spadefoot toad)
Lineage: Eukaryota; Metazoa; Chordata; Amphibia; Anura; Pelobatidae
Source: the annotation of a GenBank genome assembly